AUGGUGAGACAUACCGGUAAAUUAGAUAGAAGAAUAGAAAGGAGAGAAAAGGCACUAUUAUUACUAGAAAGAGCUCAUAUACAACUUGCAAAAAAUGUUUAUCGAUUUAUUAAACGAAGAAAAUUAUUUGGAAAUGGAUUUUGGUUUAAAAUUUUCAGCUGUAAUAAAGAUAAUGACGUUCCAGCUUUGACAGUUGAAUCUGGUGAAACAAGAGAACAUCAAAGAAUUCAAUCUAUUAUAGAAAAGGUUGACAUAAGAAAAAGAAAGCAUAUUAUGGAUUAUGAGGAUGGUUAUGGUCAUCAACUUUCAAUAUGGGAAUCAUUGUCGCGCAUUCCCAAAUCUUCACUUGAUAAAUUUCAACCGAAAAGUGGAUUUUUUAGUGGUGGCAAAACUGACUAA
Messenger RNA from Entrophospora sp. SA101, 399 nucleotides. The record is from the annotation of a GenBank genome assembly. Lineage: Eukaryota; Fungi; Glomeromycota; Glomeromycetes; Entrophosporales; Entrophosporaceae.